This is a messenger RNA of Durio zibethinus, 1513 nucleotides long. Its product is annotated as alcohol acyltransferase 9-like. The record is from RefSeq and is a predicted model, not a curated record. Lineage: Eukaryota; Viridiplantae; Streptophyta; Magnoliopsida; Malvales; Malvaceae.
UUUCACUAAUAACAAAAAAGGCCUUAAAGCUCUAUUAUAUAAACCCCUUAAAGCUCUCAUUUUCUCUCAACCCAACAAAAAACUCAAACCCAAGCCUUAACAAAAACAUGGGAUCGACAGUUCAUGUCAUAGAGGCUACAAUUGUAACUCCAUCGGAGCCAACCCCAACUCGGGUUCUAGCUCUCUCAGCUCUUGACUCUCAACUUUUUCUUCGUUUCACCAUUGAAUACCUUCUGGUCUAUAACGCUCACCCUGGUUUAGACCGACGUGCCACCACGGCUCGGGUCAAGGCUGCUCUAGCGAAAGCCUUGAUUCCCUAUUACCCACUGGCUGGUCGAGUUAGGGCCAAACCUGAUGGCUCCGGGACCGGCCUUGAGGUUGUUUGUCGAGCGCAGGGUGUUUUGUUCAUCGAAGCUCGCUCUGAUCAUAACGUUAACGAAUUUGAGAAAGCUCCACGGUUCGUUACGCAAUGGAGGAAGCUCUUGUCGUUCCACGUGGCAGAUGUGCUGAAAGGGGCCCCACCUCUGGUUGUCCAGCUGACGUGGCUAAAAGACGGCAAUGCUGCGCUCGGUGUUGGCAUUAAUCAUUGUCUUUGUGACGGUAUCGGUAGUGCUGAGUUUCUCAAUUCGUUCGCUGAGUUAGCCUCCACGAGUCAAACCAAGUUCGCCGAGUUCAAGUUUAAACCCAAACCCGUUUGGGAUCGCCACCUUCUAAACCCAUCACCAUUCAAGCCAACAAGAAAUAAUACUAAUAACAACUCACUGAGUCACCCCGAGUUCAACCGAGUUCCAGACCUUUGCGGGUUCCUGGCUCGUUUCUCCAACGAAAGACUCGUCCCCACAUCGUUCAUUUUCGAUAAAACGAGUCUCAACGAGUUAAAAAAGGUCGCUUUUUCCACGAGUAGACCCGGUGAGUCAAAUUACACGUCUUUCGAAGUUCUCUCAGCUCAUAUAUGGCGGAGCUGGGCUAGAGCCUUAAGCUUACCUUCAAAUCAAAUGUUAAAACUUCUUUUCAGCAUCGACGUUAGAAACCGAGUCAAGCCGAGUCUACCCAGUGGAUAUUACGGCAACGCGUUCGUGUUAGGGUGCGCGCAAACCAGCGUUAAGGACUUGACAGAGAAGGGUUUAGGGUACGUGACAAUGCUGGUGAAAAGAGCGAAAGAGCGAGUGGAUAGUGAGUUCGUGAAAUCUGUGGUGGAAUUACUGAGCCAUAGUAGGGCGUGUCCUGACUCAGUAGGGGUUUUGAUACUCUCUCAAUGGUCAAGACUGGGAUUAGAGAAGGUUGACUUGGGGUUGGGGAAGCCGGUUCAUGUGGGACCCAUUUGCUGUGAUCGAUAUUGUUUGCUUUCGCCGGUUUUUAAUCAGACGGAUGCAGUGAAGGUGAUGGUGGCGGUCCCCACGGCUGCCGCCCAGAGAUAUGAACAUCUGGUCAGGAGUUUCUACUUAUGAGGACCACUGGAAUUUGGCCCAUUCGUUGACAUUUUAUAUUAAUCUUAAUUUGACUUUAUUCAAUU